Molecule: messenger RNA, 1500 nt
Organism: Fusarium keratoplasticum
Lineage: Eukaryota; Fungi; Ascomycota; Sordariomycetes; Hypocreales; Nectriaceae
Exons: 2
Coding region: 1-1500 (499 amino acids)
Cellular component (GO): Set1C/COMPASS complex
Molecular function (GO): histone binding
Source: RefSeq, a predicted model, not a curated record
AUGGCUUCCGACGACGAGCGUGCAGGCGAUUCGCCCCGUGGUAAGCGUCGCAAGACCCAUGGCGAUUCAUCUCCCCCUUACGCGCCUCGACGCGACGGCGAGGACGACGAUGCGAGCCGUUCGCCUUCUGCGCACCAGGGGAUGCGAAAGCUCUCGAUCCGUGAGCAUCGCCGAAAUAGCAGGACUAUGAGUCCAAGUCCCGGCGAUGAUGGCGCCGAUCGAAAAUACUAUGAUGAGCAGAGCCGUCGCACCUCGCGCUCAAGAUCACGGUCAAGAUCGCGGUCCAGGUCGACCACUCGCUCCGACUCUCGCCUGCGCUCGCGCCUUUCCUCGCCUUCAGUCUCCCGAUCACGAUCACCCCGCUCCUCACGCUCUCGCUCUCGAUCUCAAUCAUCAUCCACACGCUCCCGAACAGACUCGCUCUCACCGCGAGCUCCGCAGCCGACUCCUCCUCCCGAACCCUUCAAGCCCAACUACCGCGCCCGCCUCGUCCUCCACGGCCACACCAAGCCCAUCUCGCAGGUCCGGAUAUCCCCCAACGGGCGCUUCAUCGCUUCUGCAUCUGCAGAUGCCACCGUAAAGAUCUGGGAUGCUGCGACGGGCGCGCAUAUGGAUACACUGUUUGGCCACAUGGCCGGUGUGAGCUGUCUCGCAUGGACACCUGAUAGCAACACCAUUGCAAGCGGCUCAGACGACAAGGCCAUUCGCCUUUGGGAUCGUGUUACAGGUCGGCCGAAGACUACUGCGCGAAAGACGGAAGCUGGCCAGGAGAUGGCGCCUCUGAAGGGUCACCACAAUUAUAUCCACUGUCUGGCUUUCUCGCCAAAGGGCAACAUUCUUGCCAGCGGGUCCUACGAUGAGGCCGUCUUUUUAUGGGACGUGAGAGCUGGUAGGCUCAUGCGUAGUUUGCCUGCGCAUAGUGAUCCUGUUAGUGGGAUUGACUUUUGUUGCGACGGAACGCUGGUCGUGAGUUGCUCAACAGACGGUUUGAUUCGUGUUUGGGAUACAUCAACAGGCCAAUGUCUCCGUACACUUGUUCACGAAGACAACCCAGCCGUAACCAACGUCUGCUUCUCCCCCAAUGGCCGCUUCGUCCUGGCUUUUAACCUCGACAACUGCAUUCGCCUAUGGGACUAUGUCGCCGGUAGCGUCAAGAAGACGUACCAAGGCCACCUUAAUGAAAAGUUUGCCGUUGGUGGCUGUUUUGGUGUCUUAGACGGCGCCCCUUUCAUCGCCUCUGCUAGUGAGGACGGGAGCAUCGUGCUCUGGGACGUCGUGUCCAAGAAUGUUUUGCAGAGGGUUGAGGGCCACGCGGGCGUGUGCUUUUGGGUGGAUGUUCAUGAAGAGACAAUGGUCAGCGGGGGCCAGGAUAACACAGUCAGGGUAUAUCGACACAUCAGAGAUGCUCCUGUGACCAAUGGGACAACAGUCAAAGAGGACCAAAGCUCAAGGGACGAGCUGUCGAUGAAGCAAGAAGAUGUCGACAUGGCCGAGGCUUAG